Messenger RNA from Paramecium tetraurelia, 1074 nucleotides. RefSeq lists its product as uncharacterized. The record is from RefSeq and is a predicted model, not a curated record. Gene Ontology annotation, cellular component: ribonucleoprotein complex. The transcript is spliced from 5 exons. Gene Ontology annotation, biological process: ribosome biogenesis. NCBI's taxonomy places the organism in Eukaryota, Ciliophora, Oligohymenophorea, Peniculida, Parameciidae.
AUGACAAAUUAGAGAACAAUUAUCAAAAUGAAAUAUAAGAACUCAACAGUGUUAUCUAAUAACUAUAAGAAGGAAUCUAAAGUUAGCAAUCCAAAUUUUAGAAGGAAAUUGACAACCUCAAAUUAAUGCACAGUUAAGAACUCUACAUACUCAAGAAAAGAAAAUGACAAAUAUGUGAUUAUACUAUAUAAAUAUUAUUUAAUUUAAAAAGAUAUUCAAUGGUAAUUAAUCUGUAGUAAUCUCUAGCCUAAAGCACCCAAAACCAGUAAAGCCAAAAAAAUACAGAAAAAAGUAGCUGAUAGAAAAAAGAACCCCCUCUUUGUUAAGGAUGCUAAAAACUUUAGAAUUGGAAACGAUGUUCAACCAAAGAGAGAUUUAUCAAGAUAUGUCAGAUGGCCAAGAUAUAUCCUACUUCACAGAUAAAAAAAGAUCUUAUUACAAAGAAUCAAAGUCCCAGCUGCUAUUCAUUAAUUCAGCAGAACACUUGAUAAAAAUCAAUCAUCUAAAGUAUUGGGUCUAUUGAAGAAAUAUUCACCAGAAACCAAAACUGAAAAAAAAUAAAGAUUAACCAAAUUAGCUGAAUAAAAAGCAUAAGCCUAAAAGACAGACUCUAAGAAGGUCUAAGUACUCAAAUUUGGAUUAAACCAUGUCACCACACUUGUAGAAACUAAAAAGGCUAAACUCGUAGUUAUUGCCUAUGAUGUUGACCCAAUUGAACUUGUUGUCUGGUUACCACAAUUGUGUAGAAGACAAGAAGUUCCAUUCUGUUUUAUCAAAAAUAAAGCAAGAUUAGGAACUUUGGUUCAUUAAAAAACAGCCACUUGUGUUGCUUUGACUGAAGUUAGAAAGGAAGAUUAAGCUGAAUUCGAUAAUCUAGCAAGAGACUUAAGAUAACAUUACAAUGAAAACCAUGAAUUAUUGAGAACCAUCGGUGGAGGACAAGUAGGAAUCAAAUCAAGACAUCAAUAAGAAGCAAUAAAGAAGGCAUUUGAAUUAGAGGAGUUGAAAAAGACAUCCUAAUGAACAUGUUUACAUUAAUAAAAUAGUAUAUUAACAAAUAAUCAUUAAAAUUAA